Molecule: messenger RNA, 2148 nt
Organism: Platichthys flesus (European flounder)
Lineage: Eukaryota; Metazoa; Chordata; Actinopteri; Pleuronectiformes; Pleuronectidae
Product: ankyrin repeat domain-containing protein 1-like
Exons: 9
Coding region: 108-1016 (302 amino acids)
Biological process (GO): regulation of transcription by RNA polymerase II
Cellular component (GO): nucleus
Molecular function (GO): RNA polymerase II-specific DNA-binding transcription factor binding
Source: RefSeq, a predicted model, not a curated record
GUGUGGACAGUAAUGUGAUCUGAGCUGCAGAGGUUGGACGCAGCUAUAAGAGAAGCUGCGGGGGGGGGGAGCUGCUCAGAGCCUCAGUGAAGUGGAUUAAAGCUGCGAUGGGUCUGCACAGCGUCGAGGAGCUGGUGACUGGUAAGAGGUCAGAGGGCAAAGAGUCGGCUGACUUCCAGGGGGGCGUGUACGAGGCAGCUGUCAAUCAAGAGAAGCGCGAUGACCUGAGGUCCCACAGCGACAGCGGAGGAGAACAGGAAGUGAGCGUGGCUGCGCUCAAUACGGACCGGAGCGGCCGCCUGAAGCUGGAGACCGUGGACGACCUGUUCAACAUCCUGCAGCUGAGGAAGAGGAGGAGAGAGAGGAAGAGUCCCGCCCACAAGAGGCAGCAGCCGGAGCCUGAGACUGUGCCGGAGACGGUGGAUGAGCAGCUGUUUCUGACGGCAGCGAUGGAGAACAAGCUUCCUGUGGUGGAGAAGUUCCUCAGUGACGGAGGAAACCCCAACGUGUGCGACCACUUCCAGAGAACAGCUCUGCACAAAGCUGCGUUCAGAGGGAACAUGGAGGUGAUGAAGAGCCUCCUGGAGGCCGGAGCUGCCAUCGAGAAGAAAGACAAGCUGGAGGCCACAGCGCUCCACUGGGCCUGCAGAGGAGGAAGUCUGCCGGCCCUUCAGCUCCUCCUCGACCAGGGGGCAAAGGUCACAUCCAGAGACAAGCUGCAGAGCACUCCUCUCCAUGUGGCUGUGAGGACUGGACACAGUGAAUGUGCUGAACAUCUCGUUCACUGUGGAGCAGACGUCAACGCCAAAGACAGAGACGGAGACACGCCCAUGCACGACGCCGUGAGAAUCAACAGAUUCAAGAUGAUCAAGCUGCUGAUGAUGUACGGAGCCCGUCUCAACACCAAGAACAGCGACGGGAAGACUCCGCUGGAGACGCUGAACUCUUGGCAGAACGGAGCCAAGAGUCUCCUGAGUAACUUCGACGAGGAGAAGCUCAGCGGAACCUCCCCCUGAGGUGGAGACCGCAGAACAAGAGAAGAAGUAGAGUGGAAGAAAACCACGUUGGACUUUUGAUCCGUUCCAUCAUUUGCACACUUCAUACUCUGACAGAUAUUAACCUCAGGUAAUAUUCAGGUGCUGCCGAGCCUUUGUCAUUAACUUGGCUCCGGGUCCAGGGAUUUGAACCAGCAACCUUCAAGGUGAUUGGCAGGCGUUAGAGAAAGACUUUCCUGAAAGUAGCAGCAGGGACUUGAAUUAUCAUAAUGAUUAAUCAAUAAUGUGAAAUCUAAUCAGCGUGUUUGAUUGAUAGUGAUUAUUAACACUGAUGGAGUCACGGAUGUUGCUGGACAAUGUCUCGGCCGACAACGUGAAGAUGCUUUAAUUUGAACUUUUCUUCAUUUGUAGUUUAAGCUGAGUUGAUGUCGGUGAUGCUGCAUCGAGAAAAUGAUUAUUUAUUGAUUAACGGCAACGGUCUGUGAUCAGUUAACUGGGUUUGAUUGAUUUCAAUACUUAGGCUUGAUAACUAAGUGAUUAGAAGUGAAUUAUUAACGUGUUGUAUUGAUUCAGAGGAGUUGUUGGUCUGACGUGUUCAGAGGGAAGUGACAGGAUGAAGCAGGUGUUUACUCUUUGGCUCCAUCUUGUUGUUGUGUUAGAGCAAACAGGAAACCACGACAGAGCUCUUCUCCUGCAGCCACGUUCAUCCAGUCCAAUCCCAGCUGCUUCUCUGGAUCUGAUGAGCUGCACGUUCCCACUCCCUCUCUGACUCGUCUCGCUCUAACAUCAUUUUUGAUCCAGCUUAUUAUUUCUAAUGUUACAGAUUCUAAUUUCUUGAACUUUGCUCAAACCUUACAGCAUCACUUUUAUUGUGUUUGUAAGUUUGGACAAAGUUCAUCCAGAUCCCUUUGAGCGUCUGGGGUCAGAGGUCAGCUCGGCUGUCUCCCGCCUCUGCUGAUGAAGACAUUUUGUAAAUGGUUGAGAGGGAAGAAAGUGAAAAGUCACAGUUGGUUCUGAGGAUGAAGAAAGUUAUGUGAAGUGAACACGUCUUGACAGAUGAUCAACAAUUUGAUUUAUUUUGUAUUGUUACAGAUGAAUGUAAAUUUUGCUUUGUAAUUAUGAAUCCAUUGAAUAAAAGAUAUUUUGAAUCUAA